AUGGAAUGGAACGGAACACUGGUGCUCGGUCUUGGCGGCUACGUGGAGAUUGAAAAGUACAGAUAUGUUUAUUUGAUGUUUUUCAUGGCACUCUAUGUUGUAAUUCUCUGCUGUAAUUGCGUCAUAAUUUGUGUUAUUUGGAUUCACAGGAACCUUCAUGAGCCCAUGUACAUUUUCAUUGCCUCUUUGUCUCUCAACUCGCUUGUGUUCAGCACUGCGAUCUACCCCAAACUGAUUGUGGACGUCUUGUCUCAGCGGCAGAGCGUUUCUUAUACAGGCUGUUUGGUCCAGACUUUUUUUUUUUACAGUCUAGCUAGUUCCGAUUUAAUGUUGUUGUCAGCCAUGGCUUACGACAGGUACGUGUCCAUCUGCAGGCCACUGCAAUAUGCAACCAUUAUGGGCAUGACCACUGUCAGACUUUUUUUGGCUUUGGCCUGGUUUUGGUCCACCUGUCACCUUUUGGUGGCAAUUAUCAUUCAGUCCAAACAAAAAAUAUGUCAUUUUAAUUUGGAUGGAAUUUUUUGCAAUACUACAAUGAUUAAGAUUCAUUGUACAACACCAAUGUACCUAUCUGUGUGGACGUUAUUUAGUCUAAUUAACAUUGGUCUUAUUCCUGUGCUGUUCAUCCUCUUCACGUACAUAAAGAUAUUUAUUGUAAUCUAUCAUAGCCAUGGAGAAGUCCGGAAAAAAGCAGUAGAUAUGUGUUUGCCUCACCUGAUUGUUUUAAUCACCUUCUCAUGUUUGGUUUUCUUUGACAUUGCCAUCGGGCUACUGGAGUCGGUGCUUCCAAAAACUGUGCGACUGAUUAUGAGUCUCCAAAUAGUGGUGUACAGUCCUCUGUUUAAUCCAAUCAUUUACGGCUUGAAGAUGAAAGAAAUCUGGAAACCAAUCAAGAGAUUGUUCUGUUGCAAUUAUGAUUAA
Messenger RNA from Syngnathoides biaculeatus (alligator pipefish), 921 nucleotides. RefSeq names its product olfactory receptor 11A1-like. Gene Ontology annotation, biological process: G protein-coupled receptor signaling pathway. Gene Ontology annotation, molecular function: olfactory receptor activity; G protein-coupled receptor activity. The record is from RefSeq and is a predicted model, not a curated record. Gene Ontology annotation, cellular component: membrane. NCBI's taxonomy places the organism in Eukaryota, Metazoa, Chordata, Actinopteri, Syngnathiformes, Syngnathidae.